AUGUCCUUACCUCCUGCUCCUCCUGUCAAGCAAAGUCUGAGAGUGGUGGCAGAUCUAUCUGCACAAUGUGUCUCCCCAAAACAAAAAGUUACAAGAUUAAUCAACUGUAUUCUCGGGGGAAAACACUCUGAGCCCAAUGUAACACUCUUUCAGCAUGGUCCUCCAGAGACCAUGCCAUCAUUGUCGACUACUUCCAUUGCUGGGGUACAACUCAACAUUCAAGGUGCCACAGAUGCCUCAACAGAUUUGCCAGUUAACAAAAUAACAGUGGAGAUGAUGCCUGAGAUGAUUGAUUAUGAAACCUACCAGUCCAUUGUGGUGGCCAUAGGCCAUUUUGAUUCUUGUCUGGAAAGUGCCGCUAAAUUCGCUGGUUUGAAUGAGAGACCAGACCCUACUGUGGGUCUGGGUGUGGUUUGUCAAAAGACAAGAACCUGGUCAACAUUUGUGCAGGAUCAGGAAGGAGAGAGACAUGAACUUCUUGCCAACAUUGAGAGUGUGAAAUUGUUGGGAGAAGUCCAAAAUCCUGACCCAAGGAAGGGAUGGGAGGGACUGAAUCCAGCUGCACCAGACACUAGAGGGAGCUUAUCUCAGACAGUUGAAGUUACAGAAGACUACAAUGCCAACUCCAUAUUAACAAUUGAGCAGGAAUUCCAUCUUACUAUGGCCUUUCUCCUCCAGACUUCCUCAACCUGCAACUACCAGUAUCUACAUCCCACUCCAUUUAAUUUUCAGUCUGCCUUCUCGAAUCUCGAUCCAUCAUCAAAUUCUGUGUGCAUGGCUGAUAACGAACCACCAAAUGAACCAACUCCGGCUCAAGAAGAUCAGCCUAUCAAGCGACGCGGUCAGAAGAAAGGGUCCAAAAACACUCCCGAUGCUGAGAAAGGCUUGUAUGGAAAAUGGCCAGUAGGGCGACCUCGGAAGGUGCCAAAAGAGGUUCAUACAGGCUUGCCAGAUACUGCUCUGAGCAUUGAUGCUCAAUCUAACACAGCCUCUCAAAAUAAUGCCUGCCUCCUCACAACUGGCCGGAAUCAUAGUCGAAGCCCAACACUAAGGCUACAGCAAAAUCUUGUUGAUUCUUUCAAUUACAAGGCUUUCAGCGAUGUCAUCCUCAUCAAUCAGGAGUCACAGCGCAAGCUGGUCAUCAACGCCAGCUUUAGAGACCUGACCAGCCAUCUUCUCUCAGGUCUGGCCAAGUGUCAUGGGAUGAUUUGGCAGAGCCAAUGGCUCCCAACUCAGACGACUUGCAAUUUCAUGAUCUGUUCUCUCCUAUUACUACUUAACUAUCGGUGCACACUAGUGCCCCCUGAAAGUCCGGCUACUGUGAGAGCUGACUUGUCUGAGCUAAAUGACUGCUCCGUAGCCAAUGAUGGGCCGAACAAUGACAACAACAAUAAAUGUGGCAGUGACUCAGAACUUGAUGACGAUUUUCCAGAGGAUGAGUUCGAUGAUUGGGAAGAUGACGAGAGUGCUCAACAGGGUUGCGAUUUAGCACAGCAUGUUGUUAGCUCUGCACCGGCUGGAGACUCUGCUUCUCUGCACAGCCACAAUCCAAGUCAAAGGGGUGGGCCAGGGAAAUCUUGUGCCUCUAUACCGACAUGGAUUGAGGUUUAUUAUGCUGAUUUUAUUGUUACUUUGGAAACAGAGAUCAGGAAUAACCCAUCAUGA
Messenger RNA from Desarmillaria tabescens, 1665 nucleotides. RefSeq lists its product as uncharacterized. Lineage: Eukaryota; Fungi; Basidiomycota; Agaricomycetes; Agaricales; Physalacriaceae. The record is from RefSeq and is a predicted model, not a curated record. The coding region runs from base 1 to 1665 and encodes 554 amino acids. The transcript has 12 exons.